Brachypodium distachyon (stiff brome) is the source of this 1229-nucleotide messenger RNA. RefSeq lists its product as uncharacterized. Gene Ontology annotation, molecular function: acyltransferase activity, transferring groups other than amino-acyl groups. Lineage: Eukaryota; Viridiplantae; Streptophyta; Magnoliopsida; Poales; Poaceae. The transcript has 5 exons. The coding region runs from base 99 to 908 and encodes 269 amino acids. The record is from RefSeq and is a predicted model, not a curated record.
GUUAAAAACCCGGCGGAAUACGGAGCCCAGACAACGCGAUACGGAAACAAAAGCUUCAGGACAAGGAGAGAGAGAGAGAAGAGGGGGAGAGAGGCUGAAUGGCCGCGACCGCGGAGGAGGCGUCGACGGCGGCGAGGAGCCGGCCAGAGGAGGAGGAGGAGAGCGAUUGGGAGGAGGAGGAAGAAGCGAUGGCGGUGCUGGACUUCGACAUGCUGUGCGCGUCCGUGGCGAUGUCGGCAGAGAGGAGGAAGAGCUCCGGGAUGGCAGCGGUGGCGGCGUGCGCGGGGGGCGGCGAAGGGGCUGCCGGCGGGGUGCAGCGCAUGUGGGAGGGGGAUGUGGUGCUCGAUUGCUUGGAGGACAGACGAAUCGCGCUCGAGGCCGCCUGUUGUCCAUGCUAUAGGUUUGGCAAGAACAUGCGGAGAGCCAAUCUCGGAUCUUGCUUCCUUCAGGCAAUGGCCUACUUCAUUUCGUUAGUUUCUGUUCUGGUCAGCCUAAUCGCCUUUUCCGUAACGAGGCACCAUAUAUAUUUAUACAUGGGACUUGGCUCUGUUCUCUUGAUAGCAAUCUACACCGGUUAUUUCCGAAGAAGAAUCAGGAAGCAGUUCAAUAUCCGGGGUACUGAUAGCAGUCUAGAUGACUGUGUUCUCCAUCUAAUCUGUCCUUGUUGUACCCUGUGCCAGGAGGCGAGGACUUUGGAGAUGAAUAAUGUCCAGUGUGGCGUCUGGCACGGCCGGGGUGAUACCAUUUGUUUAGGGAGCAACGGUGAAGGGAAUAAGGCAUUUGCUGCUCUACACAAGUCCCCAUUUGUGCCUAUAAAAUCUCCAGAGUUGUGUGGCAUGGACCGAAUAUCAAAUGGUGCUGAUGAACAUCAGCCGCUUGUUCCAUCAGCCCAACUAGAUCAGGAGUAGUUAAGGAGUAUUGCAUUUGUAUCAUCUUGGCCUUUGCAGAACGCCAGAAAGAACUGGCGGACUCUGCGGCGUGUUCUCGAAAGAAAAGAAAGGAAUACAUGGAUUGCCCUGUUGUAUCAAGUCUGAAAUACUGGUUUGACAGCACAACCUACUGGCAUGUUGUUGUAAACACGUAAUGAAAACUUUAUCGUGCAAUUAGGUUCAGUGCCGGGUAUCUAUCUCGAGGCUUAUGUACGAAUCCAACUGUAAAUUUCUCUUGAUACUGAUAUACGGAGUAUGAGUUUCGGUGACAUACGGCAUGAAUGAAGUGGGAUACUCACA